Dipodomys ordii (Ord's kangaroo rat) is the source of this 3973-nucleotide messenger RNA. It is a transcript of the gene Kif3c, whose product is annotated as kinesin family member 3C. Lineage: Eukaryota; Metazoa; Chordata; Mammalia; Rodentia; Heteromyidae. Bases 329 to 2710 code for a protein of 793 amino acids. Gene Ontology annotation, molecular function: microtubule binding; ATP binding; plus-end-directed microtubule motor activity. The transcript has 8 exons. The record is from RefSeq and is a predicted model, not a curated record. Gene Ontology annotation, cellular component: spindle microtubule; nucleus. Gene Ontology annotation, biological process: microtubule-based movement; mitotic spindle assembly.
CCCAUUUUCCUUUAUCUCAUUGUUGCCGACGCCGCUUGCGGCCCCAGCAUGGGGCGCGCUGGGCCGGCGCGUCUGCCGCCGCUGCCCGGGGAUUCUGCCUGAAUCCGCCCGCCCAGCUCCCGCACCGCGGACCGGAGAGAGCUCCGUGCAGGCCCGGACCGCGGCGGCGGCGGCGGCGGGGCCGCCUCCCAGCAUCCCCCCCACCCUCGGAGGCUGAAUGCGGAUAGAGGAGCGGCGCCUGCGGGCUGGGCCGGCCCUGCUGAUCCCGACCUAGGGGAGCCGGACGUCAGCGAUCGCCAGGGCUGCGGAGGGAGGACGGAGCUGCAAGAUGGCCAGCAAGACCAAGGCCAGCGAGGCCCUGAAGGUGGUAGCCCGGUGUCGCCCCCUGAGCAGAAAGGAGGAGGCCGCGGGUCACGAGCAGAUCCUGACCAUGGACGUGAAGCUGGGCCAGGUGACCCUGCGGAACCCCCGCGCGGCCCCCGGGGAGCUGCCCAAGACCUUCACCUUCGACGCCGUGUACGAUGCCAGCUCCAAGCAGGCCGACCUGUAUGACGAAACCGUGAGGCCCCUGAUCGACUCGGUGCUCCAGGGCUUCAAUGGCACCGUGUUUGCCUAUGGCCAGACCGGCACGGGCAAGACUUACACCAUGCAGGGCACCUGGGUGGAGCCCGAGCUGCGAGGGGUCAUCCCCAAUGCCUUCGAGCACAUCUUCACCCACAUCUCCCGCUCUCAGAACCAGCAGUACCUGGUCCGGGCCUCCUACUUGGAGAUCUACCAGGAGGAGAUCCGAGAUCUGCUCUCCAAGGAGCCGGGCAAGCGGCUGGAGCUCAAGGAGAACCCCGAGACCGGUGUCUACAUCAAGGACCUCUCCUCCUUUGUCACCAAGAACGUCAAAGAGAUCGAACACGUGAUGAACCUGGGGAACCAGACCCGGGCGGUGGGCAGCACUCACAUGAACGAGGUCAGCUCCCGCUCGCAUGCCAUCUUCGUCAUCACCGUGGAGUGUAGCGAGCGGGGCUCCGAUGGCCACGACCACAUCCGCGUGGGCAAGCUCAACCUGGUGGACUUGGCUGGCAGCGAGAGGCAGAACAAGGCCGGCCCCAGCCCCGCUGGCGGGCCAACUCCGCAGGCCACGGGGAGCGGUGGUGGUGGUGGUGGCAGCGGCGGUGGAGGCGGCGGAGAGAGGCCCAAGGAAGCCUCCAAGAUCAACCUCUCCCUGUCUGCCCUGGGCAACGUGAUCGCCGCCCUGGCAGGCAACAGGAGCACUCACAUCCCUUACCGGGACUCCAAGCUGACCCGGCUGCUCCAGGACUCUCUGGGCGGGAAUGCCAAGACCAUUAUGGUGGCCACCCUGGGGCCAGCCUCUCACAGUUACGAUGAGAGCCUCUCCACCUUACGUUUUGCCAACCGAGCCAAGAACAUCAAGAACAAACCCAGGGUGAACGAGGACCCCAAAGACACGCUGCUGCGAGAAUUCCAGGAGGAGAUUGCCCGCCUGAAGGCCCAGCUGGAGAAGAAGGGGAUGCUGGGGAAGCGGCCACGGAGGAAGAGCAGCCGAAGGAAGAAGGCUGUGUCAGCCCCGGCCGGGUUCCCUGACGGGCCUGUGAUCGAGGCCUGGGUGGCGGAAGAGGAGGAUGAUCACAACAAUAAUCACCAGCCGCCCCAGCCCAUCCUGGAGACAGCCUUGGAGAAGAACAUGGAGAAUUACCUGCAGGAGCAGAAGGAGCGUCUGGAGGAGGAGAAGGCUGCCAUUCAGGACGAUCGCAGCCUGGUGAGUGAGGAGAAGCAGAAGCUGCUGGAGGAGAAGGAGAAGAUGCUGGAAGAUCUGCGGCGGGAGCAGCAGGCCACGGAGCUGCUUGCGGCCAAGUACAAGGCUAUGGAAAGUAAGCUGCUCAUUGGCGGCAGGAACAUCAUGGAUCACACCAAUGAGCAGCAGAAGAUGCUGGAACUGAAGAGGCAGGAGAUCGCUGAGCAGAAACGCCGUGAGAGGGAAAUGCAGCAGGAGAUGAUGCUCAGAGAUGAGGAGACCAUGGAGCUCCGGGGCACCUACACAUCCCUGCAGCAGGAGGUGGAGGUCAAAACCAAGAAACUCAAGAAGCUCUACGCCAAGCUGCAGGCGGUGAAGGCGGAGAUCCAGGAUCAACAUGAUGAGUACAUCCGCGUGCGGCAGGACCUGGAGGAGGCGCAGAAUGAACAGACCCGGGAACUCAAGCUCAAAUACCUAAUCAUUGAGAACUUCAUCCCCCCUGAGGAGAAGAACAAGAUCAUGAAUCGGCUCUUCCUGGACUGUGAGGAGGAGCAGUGGAAGUUCCAGCCGCUGGUGCCUGCUGGAGUCAAUAACAGCCAAAUGAAGAAGCGGCCAACAUCUGCAGUGGGCUACAAGAGGCCUAUCAGCCAGUAUGCUCGGGUUGCCAUGGCAAUGGGGUCUCACCCCAGAUAUCGGGCUGAAAAUAUAAUGUUUUUGGAGUUGGAUGUGUCCCCUCCAGCUGUCUUUGAGCUGGAAUUUUCUCAUGAUCAAGAACAAGACCCUCGUACCCUACACUUGGAGAGGCUCAUGCGGUUGGACAGCUUUCUGGAAAGACCUUCCACAACUAAAGUCCGAAAGUCCAGAUCCUGGUGCCAGAGUCCUCAGCGGCCUCCACCCUCUACCACACAUGCCUCGCUGGCCUCCGCUCCUCUGCGCCCCACGACUGUGGUGGACCAUGAGUGACAGACAUCCCUCAGUCAGGCUGCCCAUCUGACAGACUCCUAAGAUGGCAGCCAACCUGGCUCAUCUCAUCCACCGCUUGGUGCGUGCGUGCGUGCGUGCGUGCGUGCGUGUGUGUGUGUGUGUGUGUGUGUGAGUGAAGAGGUGAGAAUUGGGUAGAUGAUACCUCUGCCCUCUCUUCUGCGCGUCCCCUAUUUAAUUCAUGUUAUUUAUUCAUGGAGCUCAGUGAGUGUGGGGAGAUGCCCUUGCCUGAUUUGUUUGGGCCUGCCGUGGUCACUACGUAUUCCCCCUUUUCUCUUGACUGGAGACCCCCAGUCAGAACUCAAGCUCCUCUUCAUGUCAGCUGCCCUUGGAAGGGAAGGUGGCCAGUGCCAGAGAAGACAGUGCUUUUUCUACCCAUCUCACUCCAUGGUCCCCAUCUUUUCCUGCCCUGAUGGUACACAGCCACCACACGCUUUCUGGGACUAGGAAAUUGCUGGAUGUCCAUUGAGGCCAAGAGGCAUCCUGAGGUCAGUUGGGGGUGGGGAGGGGGCUGUGCUCUGUGAGGACAGAGCCCCAGUCUCUACUUUGUGGGCCCCAGACAACCUCUUCCAGCCUCUUGGGCUCUUUCACAAAGAACUUCAAUGGCCUCAUCAACGCUCUGCCCACACUUUUCAGCUUUGGCAAGAACUCAUGGCUUCCCAAACUCUGCUCCCUAUCCACCGACCCAACACUUGGAUGGGAAUUGUGAGCCAAUCAGUGAUUGAGUGCCACCUCUGGACCUGUAGGAAAUGGAACUAUGUUGAGACCAUCAGGAGAUUGUUAUCAAGGGAAGUUCCCACUCUGGGACCCUUGACUUACAUGCUUCUGAGAAGUUCCUCUGGUCAACAAGACAUCAAACCAGCUUCCCAUUUUUGAGAUGUGGCUUCUUCCUGCUUUGAUCAUGCUUUCCUGCAGAUGUCAGAUCUCAGUUCCUAGUGGGAGGGAUCAGUGUCAUUCUGUCCCUGGCUAAAUGAAGGUGUCAAAAUUGGUUGCUUUGUUUCUCUUCAUUUAGUACAGGAAAUAGAUAGAGGCACAGUCUAUGCUGACUUUGCCAGUUACCUCUGUUUCUGUUUGGGGGACACUUUUGUUGAAAAUGAAUUCUCAUGAAAAUUGGUCCUUCUCCACCUUCCUUUGUGACAGUCCAGAAUAUCUGAUAUUGUAAAUAAUCAGUAAAUUUCUAUUUUAAAAAGCUAAUUUUCAUUGACUCUUUUAACAUGCAAGACAUUUUUCACACUUUAUUAUUUA